Megalobrama amblycephala (Wuchang bream) is the source of this 2733-nucleotide messenger RNA. RefSeq names its product nuclear body protein SP140-like protein. NCBI's taxonomy places the organism in Eukaryota, Metazoa, Chordata, Actinopteri, Cypriniformes, Xenocyprididae. Bases 155 to 1963 code for a protein of 602 amino acids. Gene Ontology annotation, cellular component: nucleus. Gene Ontology annotation, biological process: regulation of transcription by RNA polymerase II. The transcript is spliced from 15 exons. The record is from RefSeq and is a predicted model, not a curated record. Gene Ontology annotation, molecular function: DNA binding; protein binding; DNA-binding transcription factor activity, RNA polymerase II-specific.
GGUACUUUGGGGUUUUAUAAGCCAGUUUCAUUCAGUCCCACACAGACAGGUGAUUUGAAAACAACUCUUUCUGUUUUUCACCUGCUCGUGUCAGGAAACUUACAGAAAUACACAAAUCCUUGCAGAGCUCGAGCGUCGACAGAUCUGUGAAUCAAUGGGAGCCAGCGGCCAAUUGGACCCGUUAGACUUUCUAACGAAUGAAGAUUUGCAGUAUUUUCUCCACCGCAAGAAGACGGAAAUUUCGUGCAUAGAUCAACCGCACGCGCUCUUCACUCAGCUGCGCGACCACGACCUGAUGACGGAGGAGCUGUUUGAGAGGGUGAAAACGAUUCGCUCUCGUGAGCAGAAGCAGAAGCGCAUCUAUGAGGUUCUGGACCGGCUGGAGAAAGAGAAAUCUCAGUGCAUGCAUCAGUUCUGGCGCUGUGUGUUUGAAGAACACAUCCUGCAGCUGUACCCGACGCUCCGCAAGCUCAGAAACAGCCUGCUGGAUGGCAGCUUCAGAUUCUAUGGUAAUUCUCUGGAUGUCGAGACAUGGAUGGAGAAUAGUGAAGGAAAAGGGGAGAAAGGAAAGGAGACAAGAAAGAGAAAUAAAGAUGAUGGAAUUAGUGACAGUGAGGAUAGCGAUGAGCCGGGUCCUUCCUCUGCUUGCAAACGCACUCGGAAGAAACCAGCCAAGAGCCCCUCAUUCACAUCUUCUGUGAAGAAGGGAGACAAGCAGAAGAUUGGGAAGAGACCUGUUAAUAAAUCUCAGGUGUCUGUAAACUGUGGGGAUAAAGUGGGCACUUUCUAUUGGGACAAACAGUCAAAAGGGGAGAAGUGCAUUUUGUCCGAGGGACGCUGGUUCAGCCCAUCUGCUUUUGAGAAGUUUGGAGGGAAGGAAAGGUAUAAAAACUGGAAAUCCAGCAUCCGCUCGGGAAACACAACGCUUAAGAAACUCAUAGAGGAGAAGGAUCUUCAGACUCCACCGAUGGAGAGGAAAAAGAGGAAAUGUGUCCCAAAAUGUAUGAAAAAGCUGUUUGAGGAUGAUGAUGAUGAGGAGGAGGAGGAGGAGGAGGAUGAGGUGGAGGAUGAGGUGGAGGAUGAUGAGGAGGAGGAUGAUGAUGGUCAUGAUGAUGAUGAUGAUGAGGAGGACAAUCUGUCAGUUUUCCAGGCUCACUCUUUACCAGUCACCUGUGUUUCACUUACAGGGACUUUACACAAAAGCAGGUUUGCAUCAGGGAGUCGUGGAAAGUGUAUACGGACUGAGGAAAGCUGGUUCACUCCGGAGGAAUUUGUAAAGCAGGAACCAACUCUCACUGAUGGACACUGGAAAAAAGACAUACUGUGCCAUGGAAAAACUAUCAACUUUUUGAUCAAGGAAGAGAUCCUACACAUCCAUUCUUUUCUGUGUGAAUGUGUGGAGUGCAGUGAUGACCCAGAAAAUCUAAUGGACCAGAAAAAUGACGAUAUGUGUUACAUAUGUGACUUUGGGGGAGAUCUUGUGUGUUGUGACGAGUGUCCACGAGCUUUUCAUUCACGCUGUCACCUACCAGCUGUAGAUGAAGACUCACUUGGGGAAUGGAUUUGUACCUUUUGCGUGUUAAGAACCAGUCAGCAAUGGCGUGACUCCAGCAGCAUGACUGAACAAGAAGCUCUCAAUGCCCCAGUGUCACAAUACAGACUGCACUGCCACUAUCUCCUGUUAUAUGUGUACAAGGAGGACAUCAAGGAGGUGUUUGUCAAGGAUCCACGCCAAACAGUGUUCAGAUACUCUGAGUUCAUAUCUAAGCCGAUGUGGCUAGACAGAAUAAAGGUAAAGUUGGAAAGUGACCAGUAUCAGACAGUUGGCGUGUUUGUUUCGGACUUUCAGCUCAUUUUCAGCAAUUGCAGAACAUUCAAUAAGGACAAUAGGUUUGGGCAAAUGGGUGCCAGGCUGAAGGAAAUGUUUGAGAAGGAGUUCCAGAAAAUCUUCACUAUCCAGUAACAGCUUCCCACACAUAUGUAUAAUAUUUGAAAUGUCGAGCUGCAAGUUAUCAUCAUGUUUUGUCCAUCAUUACAGUGGUAAACACAACAGUGUUCCUUGUGCCGCUGUAAAACUCUUACAGAAACGGAAGUCACUUGCAUCACAGCUCCCCCUACUGUGUGGAUCAGACUCUUCAUUGUUGCAUUUUGAAUUAUGCUUUCUUCAUUUUCAAUGAUUCCAGUUGCAUCUUUAGUGAUUUUGUUGUCCAAAGAGGUGGACUUGGAGGUUUUUUUUUUUUUUGCAAAAGACAGUCAAAUUUGUUAAAUACCAAAUGAAUCGACUAAAGUGACAUUUUUGAAAAUAAGGCAUUUCAAUAACUGACUAAUAAUGUUACUCAACCUAAACAUCGGGGCCUGAUUAAAAAAUGCUCAUUUAAAAGAAAACAUGUCAGACGGACUUAUGCAUUCCAGACAGAUGAGAAUUUGGAUUUCUCCUUCCUCCUUCUAGGAAAUAACGUCUGGAACUUCACUCAAAGUGGGACAUUCUACCUCUGAAGUCGGCGUACAUCGAUCAACCCCGACCUCAGUGAGACGCGUCAUUUGACGUCACUUCCAAGAUGUCCUGAUUCUAAUGAGCAUAAAUGUGAAAACAAACUUUAACAUUAGAUAUUAAGUUCAUGUUGCAUUUGUUUUUGCUUUUCUUCAGCUGUUUUCAAAGCAAUUGUUAUUUUUAUACUGUUGUUGCCAUAACUGACACAAAAACACGAUAUGCUCUCCUUGUGUUGUGGUGAA